CGAAUAUUCCUAUUGGAAUAGUCUUAUCAGUUUACUCCGAAGCUCUUUCUCACAGAUACGCAAAUCUUUCGUAACGAAAAGUUUUCCAGAUUUUCAAAUAAACUGCAAAGCAACAUUACAACUAACUUGCUUCCACUAUCAGUAUGGCAACCAUAGCCCCAAUCACGAAGAUAUCCCCCAGAUUGAUUCGGAUACUGGGCUGCAACCCGGGACCCAUGACCCUGCAGGGUACCAACACCUACAUCAUCGGUACCGGAAAGCGUCGCAUUCUAUUGGACGCAGGCGAUGAAAACGUCCCCGAGUACAUAGGACACCUGAAGAAGGUGAUAUCCGAUGAGCGGAUUUUGAUUAAUGAUAUCAUCGUGUCACACUGGCAUCACGACCACAUCGGAGGAGUGGACGAGGUGCUAGAUAUCAUCGAGAAUAAAGAUUCCUGCAAGGUUUGGAAAUUCCCCAGGGCCGAUGCUCCGGACGGUACCAUACGGAACGCCAACAUCAACCACCUGAAGCACGGUCAAAAGUUCAACAUAGAAGGAGCGACACUAGAAGUGCUGCACACCCCGGGUCACACCACAGACCAUGUCGUAUUGGUGUUGCACGAAGACAACUCGCUUUUCAGUGCAGACUGUAUCCUGGGCGAGGGAAGCACGGUCUUCGAAGACCUGUACGAGUACACGAAGAGCUUGCAGGCCAUUCAGGAUGCGAAACCAUCGGUUAUCUAUCCCGGUCACGGUAACAUUAUUCUGGAUCCGGUGGAACGCAUCGCCCAGUACAUUAGUCACCGCAAUCAACGGGAGUCGCAAAUCAUGUCGGUAUUCGAACAACAACCAAGCACUCUGUUCGACGAGAUGGACCUCGUUAAGGAAAUCUAUAAGGAUACCCCGGAACACCUGUGGAAAGCAGCAGCCUACAACGUUAGUCAUCAUUUGCGGAAGCUUCACAUUGAAAAGAAAAUUACUCAAGAUGGUGACAGGUGGAAGCUGGUUCCGCAAGCGUCACUCUAACAAUGAUUUAUCUGAAACAUUAGUUGUUAUGUGGUUGUAUUAUUUUGUUGCUGGUAUAAUGUAGAACCUUUGAUGAGCUUAAAUAUAUACAAUUUCAGUUUA
This is a messenger RNA of Aedes aegypti (yellow fever mosquito), 1106 nucleotides long. RefSeq names its product beta-lactamase-like protein 2 homolog. The record is from RefSeq and is a predicted model, not a curated record. The transcript has 4 exons. The coding region runs from base 144 to 1004 and encodes 286 amino acids. Lineage: Eukaryota; Metazoa; Arthropoda; Insecta; Diptera; Culicidae. Gene Ontology annotation, molecular function: RNA endonuclease activity; single-stranded RNA binding. Gene Ontology annotation, cellular component: mitochondrial matrix.